Arabidopsis lyrata subsp. lyrata is the source of this 621-nucleotide messenger RNA. RefSeq names its product cysteine-rich and transmembrane domain-containing protein PCC1. The transcript has 3 exons. The record is from RefSeq and is a predicted model, not a curated record. Gene Ontology annotation, cellular component: plasma membrane. NCBI's taxonomy places the organism in Eukaryota, Viridiplantae, Streptophyta, Magnoliopsida, Brassicales, Brassicaceae. The coding region runs from base 174 to 401 and encodes 75 amino acids.
AUCUGCUCUCACGCGGUUCUACUAAACCGACCUUCUUUUGUUCUUCCCUCACAUGACUAUCAGACUAUUCAUUUUCAUUUGCAAAUAUCAGUCCACAUAUCCUACAACUCUCUACAUGUAGAUACUAUUUCCCUCUUAACUUUUUUCAAAGAAAAUUCAUAAUCUGUUCGAAGAUGAGCCAAUACAGCCAAAACCAAUUUGAAGGAGCUUAUACAACGCCGCCAGUGUCUACGGGUCCCUACGUGGCACCGACACCGCUCGGUUACCCAACGAACCACACAACUCAUGCCACGGUUUCUCCUGUCGAGACAAAGUCUAAAGGUGAAGCUGCUGAUGGAUUCUUGAAAGGCUGUCUUGCGACCAUGUUGGCCUGUUGCGUCCUUGACGCAUGCAUCUUCUGAGUUCGGAGGAAUUCGAUGGUUUAUUUGAUAUUUCAUGCAAAUAAUUUUUCAUUUUAUUUUGCUUUACCCAAAAUAUAUUUUGGGAUUCGAUUAGCUUAUGAUAUUUGGACCUCCAAUUUGUUAAUUUAAUUAUUUAUUACUAGUUUGUAAUAAUGGAACUUAUUGUACUUUGUGCCCAAAACUGUCAACUAUGUCAAGACAAAAUGAUGUUGUCGUUUAA